Metopolophium dirhodum (rose-grain aphid) is the source of this 1191-nucleotide messenger RNA. RefSeq names its product DNA-directed RNA polymerase II subunit RPB3 (gene RpII33). Gene Ontology annotation, cellular component: RNA polymerase II, core complex. Bases 233 to 1054 code for a protein of 273 amino acids. Gene Ontology annotation, molecular function: DNA binding; DNA-directed RNA polymerase activity; protein dimerization activity. Gene Ontology annotation, biological process: DNA-templated transcription. The record is from RefSeq and is a predicted model, not a curated record. Lineage: Eukaryota; Metazoa; Arthropoda; Insecta; Hemiptera; Aphididae. The transcript has a single exon.
AUUUGUCAUGCUGUUACUUGAAUACUUGAUUACUUCGAUGGUUGAUAGUUGUUGACAGUUUGAGACUUGAGAUAACAAUAUUUAAUAUUUAUAGUGUUUCUAUAGUGUGAAAUUUCAUAAUAUAUUCUGUGCUACGACCCUACAGUAGUACAGUCUACGUUUAUGAAUUUAUAAUUUAUGACAUAAUAUAAUUUUCCACAAGUGAUUCAGUGAUUAAAAAAAGACAAUAAUCAUGCCGUAUGCCAAUCAACCUUCCGUACAUAUAUCUGAACUGACUACUGACUCAAUUAAAUUUCAAAUUGAAGACACUGAUCUUAGUGUUGCGAAUAGUUUACGUAGAGUUUUCAUCGCUGAAACACCGACAUUAGCCAUUGAUUGGGUCCAGCUGGAUUGUAAUUCUACGGUGUUAAGUGACGAGUUUAUAGCGUCCCGUAUUGGUCUUAUACCAUUAACAUCCGAUGAGAUAGUCGAUCGCCUUCAGUACUCCAGAGAUUGCACAUGCUCAGACUUCUGUCACGACUGUAGUGUAGAAUUCAACUUACAUGUCAAAUGUUCAGAAGAGAUGACAAGACACGUAACUACUGCGGAUUUGGUGAGCAAUAAUCCACGCGUGGUACCAGUUACUUCAAGGAACCAAGAUAGCGAUAUUAAUGAAUACGGGGAAAAAGAUGAUAUAUUAAUUAUUAAAUUGCGUAAAGGACAAGAAUUAAAAAUUAGAGCAUUCGCUAAAAAAGGAUUUGGCAAGGAGCAUGCUAAAUGGAAUCCUACUACAGGUGUAAGCUUUGAAUAUGACCCAGACAACACAAUGCGACACACAUUGUUCCCAAAGCCAGAUGAAUGGCCUAAAAGUGAAUAUUCAGAACUUAAUGAAGAUCAGCACGAAGGACUAUACAACUGGAGAGCAAAACCAAAUAAGUUUUUCUUCAAUGUAGAAAGCUGUGGAUCAUUAAAGCCUGAAAAUAUUGUUCUAAUGGGAGUUGCUGCUCUUAAAAAUAAACUAUCAAAUCUCCAAACUCAAUUCACUCAAGAAAUGGAUGCACUCGCUAUAAAUUAAUUUUAAUUAAUAUGUGUACAUUUAAUUGUUUCUAAUGAUCCAACUUCAUUCAAACAAAAAAAAAAUUGAACCUAUACUUAUAUAUUUUAAGUUUUUAAUUAAUUAAAAUUAAAAAUAAAUUAUGAUUUAUAUGACUA